This is a messenger RNA of Batrachochytrium dendrobatidis JAM81, 396 nucleotides long. RefSeq lists its product as uncharacterized. The record is from RefSeq and is a predicted model, not a curated record. Bases 1 to 396 code for a protein of 131 amino acids. Gene Ontology annotation, cellular component: nucleosome. The transcript has 2 exons. Gene Ontology annotation, molecular function: protein heterodimerization activity; DNA binding; structural constituent of chromatin. NCBI's taxonomy places the organism in Eukaryota, Fungi, Chytridiomycota, Chytridiomycetes, Rhizophydiales.
AUGCAGAUUGCUGACGAGGAAUUGCAGUCCUUUAUAACAAAACCCGCUGGCAAGGCUCCCGUAAAAACUGCCGAAAAGAAAACAAAAGAUGCUACAAAGUCUAAAAAGAAGACCAGGAAGGAAACCUACUCCACUUAUAUCUACAAGGUUCUCAAACAGGUCCAUCCUGACACGGGUAUCUCCAACAAAGCCAUGUCCAUCAUGAACUCGUUUGUCAAUGACAUCUUUGAGCGUAUUGCUGGCGAAGCCUCCAAACUUGCUUCUUACAACAAGCGAUCUACCAUUUCAUCUCGUGAAGUCCAGACUUCUGUUCGUUUGAUUCUUCCUGGUGAACUUGCCAAGCAUGCCGUCUCUGAAGGAACAAAGGCUGUCACAAAGUACCAGUCCUCGAAAUAA